Molecule: messenger RNA, 1924 nt
Organism: Cynocephalus volans (Philippine flying lemur)
Lineage: Eukaryota; Metazoa; Chordata; Mammalia; Dermoptera; Cynocephalidae
Gene: TPGS2
Product: tubulin polyglutamylase complex subunit 2
Exons: 7
Coding region: 278-1159 (293 amino acids)
Biological process (GO): protein polyglutamylation
Source: RefSeq, a predicted model, not a curated record
UCCGGGCGGAGCUGAGGCUGUGUCCGCCAGGUGCGGUGCAGGGUACAGGCCUGGGCGGCGGGAACGAGCGCCCCGCGGAGCUGCUGCUGCCGGACCAGCCCGGGCCGCCCAUCUGCCUCCCGCCGCGCUCUCAGGCGCCGAGAACUACAGCUCCCAGCAUGCCGUGAACUUGACAGCCAAGGCACUGGGGCGGGGUCCGGCCCUCCUCCGGCCCGCCCCGCUCCCCAAGCCGGCCCCAGCCGCUCUCCCGGCCGCGCGCCGAGCGGGGACGCGAGCCAUGGAGGAGGCGUCGCCCUCGCUGCUGGGUUGCAACAAGCCGCACCUGGAGAAGCUGACCCUCGGCAUCACCCGCAUCCUAGAAUCUUCCCCAGGCGUGACAAAGGUGACCAUCACAGAAAAAGUACCUGCUGAACGUCAUAUGGUUUCUUCAUGGGAACAAAAAAAUAACUGUGUGAUGCCUGAGGAUAUGAGGAACUUCUACCUGAUGACCAAUGGCUUCCACAUGACUUGGAGUGUGAAGUUGGAUGAGCACAUCAUUCCAUUGGGCAGCAUGGCAAUUAACAGCAUCUCAAAACUGACUCAACUCACCCAGUCUUCCAUGUAUUCACUUCCUAAUGCACCAACUCUGGCAGACCUGGAUGACGAUACCCAUGAAGCCAGUGAGGACCAGCCAGAGAAGCCUCACUUUGACUCUCGCAGUGUGAUAUUUGAGCUGGAUUCAUGCAAUGGGAAUGGGAAGGUUUGCCUUGUCUACAAGAGUGGGAAACCAGGAUUAGCGCAGGACACUGAGAUCUGGUUCCUGGACAGAGCAUUAUACUGGCAUUUUCUCACAGAUACCUUUACUGCCUAUUAUCGCUUGCUUAUCACCCACCUGGGCCUGCCCCAAUGGCAGUAUGCCUUCACCAGCUAUGGCAUUAGCCCACAGGCCAAGCAAUGGUUCAGCAUGUAUAAACCCAUCACCUACAACACAGACCUGCUCACGGAAGAGACCGACUCCUUUGUGAACAAGCUGGAUCCCAGCAAAGUGUUUAAGAGCAAGAACAAGACCUUAAUUCCAAAAAAGAAAGGGCCUAUGCAGCCUUCAGGUGGCCAGAAAGGGCCUUCAGGCCCCUCCACCUCUAAAUCUUCCUCUGGCUCUGGAACCCUCAUCCGGAAAUGAGCACCCCAUCUCCAGCCCCCCACCAGCCCUGCUGUGGCGAUGUCCAUGCACAGAUGGCCCCGGGGGUGGCUGCAACCACAGAUUCUUUGUAUGGAACCAUAGGCAUCUUCCUAUCUGAGUGACCAAAAUCCUAGGCCUUUUACUCCCUCUGACAGGAGUUGGAAGGGCACACAGAGGUCUCCCCAAGAGUCCUUCUUUCAUAACCAUCACAGCAGGUUGUGCUAUCCCCUGCUUCCAGAAGCACUGGGUAAGUUGGGUUGUGUAAGUGGCCACAUAAAUCUGUUGAGAGCUUUCCUGUUUCCACACCCAAUCCUCAAUCCCUUAGCAGUGAUCUGAAAUCCCCCCAAAGAAACCGCUGGUUCUGACCCCUGAGAAUGGUUCAAUCAAUAGUCACUUGUGGCUAUUUAAACUUAAAUUUAUAUGAAAAUUUUUAAUUUGCAUUAGCCACAUUUUGAGUAUUCAUGUGGCUAGCAGAUUCCUUCUGGGGACAUUUCCAUCAUUUCCUCAGAAUGUUCUGUUGGACAACACUGCAUUAGAAUAUUUCCAUACUCUCCUCAGACCAAUUUUGAUGUUAGAUAAUGUUGAUGCCUUAAUUUGAUGAGUCAUAAUAUUCCAUGAAGACUCUUGAAGAUACAGUUGUAUGUUCUUUAUAUUGAUUGCCACUAAUAUACCUCGCUCUGCUCAUUUCUUUACAGUUUCCUAUAAAGUUUUCUGCUUCCAGUUUUGUAUUGUGAUGUUUGCACAUUUGCGAAAAUUAUCUUAUUU